Messenger RNA from Populus trichocarpa (black cottonwood), 2159 nucleotides. RefSeq names its product ammonium transporter 2 member 4. The coding region runs from base 504 to 1931 and encodes 475 amino acids. Gene Ontology annotation, molecular function: ammonium channel activity. Gene Ontology annotation, cellular component: plasma membrane. Gene Ontology annotation, biological process: ammonium transmembrane transport. The transcript is spliced from 3 exons. The record is from RefSeq and is a predicted model, not a curated record. Lineage: Eukaryota; Viridiplantae; Streptophyta; Magnoliopsida; Malpighiales; Salicaceae.
UAAUAAUAAUAACGAUAUUAGUAACAACAACAACAAUAAUAACCCAUCAUUUGUUAACGCAUCAAAGAAGCCAAUUUAUGGCGGGAUUUCCUUUGCUGAAACUUAUAGCCGUGGGAUUCUCCGCUUCUCAAAGAAAUGACACCUUGAGCUGUAUUCUUUUCUUCUUGUGGCACCAUGACAUUACGUGUUUAGCCCUCAGUAUGGCAAAUUUCAUUUUCCAAAAACAUCGAAGCCUAGGGCUAACAAGUAACUUAGCAGUGGCUGAUUAGGCCACAAAAAUGGCCACGCAUAUAAAAUAAAUGGCAAAGUCCAGGCACAUUACAGCAAGAACAAGAGCCAAUUUCGCCCACUGUUUUCACCUAUAUGUAUAUAUAUGCUCACAGACAUAACCUUCUCAAAACCAAAUAUCACCACACUUUGUGUGCUUCAAAAUCCAACACCACCACCUGUCAAAGUGUCUAUAGGAGGCGAAAAGCCUUAGUGCAAGACAAAGCUCAGCCCAAAUGGCAGAACUUCCACUCAACCUAUUGCCCGAUGAAGCAAGUCCAGCAUGGAUGAACAAAGGAGACAACGCGUGGCAACUCACGGCGGCAACUCUUGUGGGUCUUCAAAGUGUACCAGGCCUUGUGAUCCUUUAUGGCAGUAUCGUGAAAAAGAAAUGGGCUGUGAACUCGGCAUUCAUGGCCUUAUACGCCUUCGCGUCUGUGCUCGUGUGCUGGGUGGGCUGGGGCUACCAAAUGUCAUUCGGAGACAAAAUGAUUCCUUUCCUUGGCAGGCCUGAUGUUUCCUUGGACCAAAAGUUUCUUUUGCACCAAGCCUUUCUUGGGUACUUGCCUAAUGCGACCAUGGUUUAUUUCCAGUUUGUGUUUGCUGCGAUCACCUUGAUUUUGGUUGCUGGGGCGUUGCUGGGAAGGAUGAAUUUUCAUGCAUGGAUGCUGUUUGUACCACUGUGGCUUACCUUCUCUUACACUAUCACUGCUUAUAGUAUAUGGUGCCCCGAAGGUUGGUUAGCUAAGCGAGGGAUCAUUGAUUACUCUGGAGGAUAUGUCAUUCACCUUUCAUCCGGCGUUGCUGGUUUUACUGCAGCUUAUUGGGUGGGACCAAGGACAAUCAAGGACAGAGAAAGGUUCCCACCAAACAACAUUAUACUGAUGUUGGCAGGUGCUGGGCUGCUUUGGAUGGGAUGGAGUGGUUUCAACGGCGGUGAUCCUUACACUGUCAGUACAGACGCAUCUCUGGCCGUUCUUAACACUCAUGUCUGCACCGCCACCAGUUUGUUGACCUGGCUCCUUCUUGACAUCCUUUUCUUCGGAAAGCCCUCUGUCAUUGGAGCCACACAAGGCAUGAUCACUGGUCUAGUUUGCAUCACCCCUGCUGCAGGAGUUGUGCAAGGUUGGGCUGCAAUCCUAAUGGGCAUAAUGUCUGGUAGCAUCCCGUGGUACACUAUGAUGGUCCUGCACAAGAAAUUGUGGCUCCUGAAACAAGUCGAUGACACCAUGGCAGUUUUCCACACCCAUGCUGUUGCAGGGAGCUUGGGAGGCAUCCUGACUGGCUUCUUUGCGCAUCCUAAGCUCAACCGCAUCUUUUACUUGGUGCCUGACUGGCAGCACUACAUAGGACUUGCCUAUGGCCUGCAAAUGGGCAGGGCCUCUGCAGGAUUCAAGCAAAUGGGCAUUCAGUUGCUAGGAAUUCUCUUUGUGGUUUCUCUUAACGUUUUUGUCACUAGUAUUAUAUGCUUGUUGAUUAGGUUUGUAGUUCCAUUGAGAUUGUCUGAUGAGGAAUUGCAAACCGGUGAUGAUGCCAUUCAUGGAGAAGAGGCCUAUGCAUUGUGGGGUGAUGGGGAGAAGUACGAGUCCAGGCAUAAUUCAGUUUAUGGUGUUGAAGAGUUCGCUCAAGAUUUACCAAAAGGUGGUCAAGUGGAGAUGGCUUGAUGUGUCCGUGCUUAUCUGCCAAGCACAAAACACGACACUGAUAAUGUGACAGGGUUCUGUGUGGUUCCCACCUUGAAAGUCUUCCCUCUUUUUUCUCCAUGUUGUUGUGUUUUUACAUUUCUUUUUUUUUUCUUUGAUGGAUUCCUAAUAGGGGAUCGAGUGACAAAUAUGACUUGGAUGUACUAAUUACUUCAAAUAAGAGCUUAAAUGACAUGGGAUUUCUAGUGA